UUAUAUACAAAACAUAUAAAGUUGAAAGGUAGGCUUGUAGGUUUGUAGUUAGUCACCACUUAAUUAUGACGAGGGCUGCAGUAGGUUGUACAUAGCUGUAGUUGAAAGAAAAACAUUAAUAUGUAUUCAUACACGUAUUAGCGAUUUGAAAGUUUAGCUCGACAAAUAUAAGGACGGAGUCCUGAAAAUGCUAAAAUUCAACACUUUGCACUCAGUCGAUACUGAAUAUUCAGCGGAUUCUAUAGAAUGGUGCACACAUCCACGCUACCAAUCCUAUUUCGUUUGCGGCACUUAUCAAUUAGAGGAGCAAUCCGGCGAUGCAAACGCAACACGUACCAGACGUAAAGGACGCAUCUAUCUCUAUAAGUUUUGUCCAACCGGCAAAAUGCUCACCGAAGUGCAUCGCGUGGAGACAGCGGCGAUACUAGAUAUGAAAUGGUUAACGGUUGAGCCCAACGAAAAUCCUCUACUAGCUGCUGUCAACUCGUUUGGUCAGCUGGAGUUGUAUGUAGUGGAAGGUGAAACCUUAAAAAUUACGAGCAGUUUGGAUUUGAAUGCCGAAUGUGAUGAUCUACUCGCAUUGUCAUUAGAUUGGCGUUAUACACCAGCCGGCCAAUAUCAAAUUUUGGUUUCGGACUCUAAAGGUGCAGUGAAUUUAAUCGAUUACACGCCACAGUGUGAGCUAAAUAAGGCGCAGGUGUUCGCUGCGCAUGGUUUCGAGGCAUGGACUUGCGCUUUUGAUAAAUGGGAUAUGAAUCGUGUUUAUAGCGGCGGUGAUGAUAUACUUCUGCAUGCAUACGAUCUACGCUCCUGUAUGCGUAUAUUCACCAACAAGUCGCACAAUGCGGGCGUCACUUGCUUGCUUAGUCAUCCAGAGUGCGAGCACUUGCUGCUGACUGGUAGUUAUGAUGAACACUUGCGUACAUUUGAUACACGCGCAAUGAAACAGCCACUGGGCGAGUUGAAUCUUGGCGGUGGCAUUUGGCGUCUCAAGUUGGAUCCCUUAAAGCGUGAUUUGGUAUUAACCGCCUGUAUGUACCACAAUUUCAGCAUUGUUCAGCUUUCGCAUGGGAUGCUGGAGGAGCCCAGGCUCGUUGGUGAAUACUAUGAGCAUAAGAGUAUUUGUUAUGGUGCCGAUUGGUGUCGCGACGUGCAAGAUAAAGAGGAUUUGUAUACGGCAACAUGUUCGUUUUACGAUCACAAACUCUGUGUUGCGCAGGUGGAGAAUGAAGAGAGCGAAUGAAAAGCAUCGACAGAGUAACGGUAUCAUCAAUAGGCAUUUGGGUUAUGAUUUUUUAUUUAUUUUUUUAUAUAAUUUAAAAAUUAUUAUUUCAUCAGAAAAAUAUUACUCUCUUGAAAAAAUACAGUUCUUACUCAAAAACAACAAAAAAGGUUCUUCAAUCAAAAUGUACUUGAUUGCAGUAUGAUUUUUACCAACCAGAAUCUCAGGAAUAUAUAUAUUGUAUAUAAUUGCUCCUCCUUGCGUCUUGAUGUUUUCCCAACAAAUGGUGGGAUUU
Ceratitis capitata (Mediterranean fruit fly) is the source of this 1517-nucleotide messenger RNA. RefSeq names its product diphthine methyltransferase. NCBI's taxonomy places the organism in Eukaryota, Metazoa, Arthropoda, Insecta, Diptera, Tephritidae. Bases 188 to 1243 code for a protein of 351 amino acids. Gene Ontology annotation, molecular function: protein binding. The transcript is spliced from 2 exons. The record is from RefSeq and is a predicted model, not a curated record.